AUGAGGCUUGCAAUUGAGAAGGUGUUAUAUGGUACAAGACAUCGUUUGUGCAUGUGGCAUAUUAUGAGCAAGUUGUUUGAGAAAAUACCUAAAUCUAUUUCUGAUAGAGAAAAGUUUAGUAAGGAGUUUAAAGCUUGUGUUUGGUCAGAAUUGUUAUAUCCAGAUGAGUUUGACAUAUUAUGGACUGAUAUUGUUGAAAAAUAUGGUGUGGAAGAUCAUAAAUGGUUUAAGGACAUGUUUGCUGUUAGACAUAUGUGGAUCCCAGCCUACUUUAGAGAUGUUCCUAUGGGUUCUUUAAUGAGAACAACAUCUUUUUCAGAAUCUGAAAACAGUUUUUUUAAGAGGUACUCGAAACCGUUGUUUAAUUUUGCUGACUUCACUCUUCAGUAUAACAAUGCCAUUGAAGCUCAAAAGAAUCAAACUGAAAGGCUUGACUAUUAUGAUUCUGUAAUCUCUCCAAAAUAUGCCACUGAUUUAGCAUUUGAGAAGCAAUUGGCAUCUGUAUACACGAAUAUGAUGUUUAGAGUGGUACAAGAAUUGAUUUCUGAGGCUGAUAAGAGUUGUCAGAUGAUUAGCAUGUCCACUUUGGAGAACAUCGAGGUCUUUAAAGUUUCUGAUGCUAGAAAGAAGACCUUCACAGUUACACAUGAGAAAGAGACCGAGUCAUUUGAUUGUGAGUGUAAACUCUUUGAAAGGUGUGGUUAUCUAUGCAGCCACCUUUUCUUCGUCCUCAGAAACAAAGAUGUCAACAAUAUUCCAGAGAAGUAUGUUGGUAACCGGUGGCUGAAAAGUGAAUUAUUGAAGGCAGUUCAUGAUCUCACGAGUGAUGAAAGUGCGUCUGGCCAAGGUUAUAACGAAGAUGACAAGCUACAGAUUGGUAACAGGUGUCGUGAACGUUACUUUGUUGAUAAAAAUGAUUCCAUCAAGAAUAUAUAUGGUAUUGCUGUACCUGAAGAAAUAACUGCACGUGCUCUAGAUGUGGUUAGUACAAAGGGAGGUGCAAGUGACAAGAAAAGCAGGAUUAAGUCGAGCAUAGAGAAAGCAAUUGAAAAAGCAAGUAAACUUCAUAGGCAUUGUGGAAAGUGUCAUAAAGUGACUGAUCAUAAUGCCAGGAGUUGUGGCAGAAAGUAG
Messenger RNA from Salvia splendens (bonfire salvia), 1131 nucleotides. Its product is annotated as protein FAR1-RELATED SEQUENCE 5-like. Lineage: Eukaryota; Viridiplantae; Streptophyta; Magnoliopsida; Lamiales; Lamiaceae. Gene Ontology annotation, molecular function: zinc ion binding. The record is from RefSeq and is a predicted model, not a curated record. The transcript is spliced from 3 exons. Bases 1 to 1131 code for a protein of 376 amino acids.